Carassius auratus (goldfish) is the source of this 2206-nucleotide messenger RNA. Its product is annotated as homeobox protein MSH-A-like. Gene Ontology annotation, biological process: embryonic morphogenesis; regulation of transcription by RNA polymerase II. The transcript is spliced from 2 exons. The record is from RefSeq and is a predicted model, not a curated record. Gene Ontology annotation, cellular component: nucleus. The coding region runs from base 408 to 1160 and encodes 250 amino acids. Gene Ontology annotation, molecular function: RNA polymerase II transcription regulatory region sequence-specific DNA binding; DNA-binding transcription factor activity, RNA polymerase II-specific. NCBI's taxonomy places the organism in Eukaryota, Metazoa, Chordata, Actinopteri, Cypriniformes, Cyprinidae.
AUUGUAAACACAAUGUGGCGAAGUGGCUAUAUUUUAGCUUGAUUGUGCAUCUUAAAAUGAACAAAUUACUGAUGUGAGAGCAAUUUGAAGGAAAACUAAUUUUAGCAUAUAUAUUUCCCCACUAAACACCACAUUGUGCUCUAAAUAUAACCUGUUAAUCCGUGAAGUGGAUCAUUUAAGGGCUCAGGAGCUUCACUGCAGGUCGUAGGCGGAUCUCUAGGAUUUGAGACGCAGCCUCUGAGUGAAAGAUGAUUGGUUCAAACUUUGGAUGGUCUUGUAACGUUUGUCAAGUUAUUGUUAAGUUAGUAGUCAUGUAAAAGUUAAGCAAGAGCAAGCGCGACUUCAGCUUCUUUCUCAAUUUCCAUGUGGAAUUUUGUUGUAGUUAGUAAUUUAUUUAUUUUCCCGGAAUGAUUUCAGCUAAUUAUAAAGGUAAAACUUCCUCCGAUGAAGAAGGUGAUGAUCAGGGUUCACGGUCAUCUCCGUCGGAGCGUUCACUCCAGGCGCAAAGUCUGUCGUUCAGCGUCGAAGCCCUUGUGUCGAAGAAAGGACGGAGUGAAUCAUCUUCACACGAACCGAGUCCGAAGCCCUGCUUUAUAAAUCCGGACGAUCGAUCACUGAUCUAUCCAGAGUCGGUGGAUUUCCCCAAACGCUGUCAAUCUGUCAAAGAGGACUCUUCCUGGAUCAAUAAACCCAGAUUAUCACCACGAGCGCAGAGUCCCGCGACAUGCACUCUCCGAAAGCACAAGACGAACCGUAAACCCCGAACCCCUUUCACCACAGCUCAACUCUUGGCCCUUGAGAGGAAGUUUCGUCAGAAGCAAUACCUGUCUAUCGCCGAACGCGGCGAAUUCUCCAGCUCUCUCAGCCUGACCGAGACCCAGGUGAAGAUCUGGUUCCAGAACCGAAGAGCGAAGGCCAAGCGGCUGCAGGAGGCAGAGCUGGAGAGGAUCAAAAUGACCAGCAAACUCAUCUUACAUCCCGGCCUCAGUCUGCCGUUUCCACUCUGUACGCAGACCCAGACAGCAGCUCUCUUGUGCGGACAGUCUUUCCACUUCAGCAGACACAUGCUGCCCUUUGCACCUCCAGGAAUAUACUCCACACCGAUGGCUUACAGAGUGUGUCCUCUCUCCAAAGACGGCUUCUCUGUGGAGCCAGUCUAGAGGAUAUCUAUCUAUUCCUGGAAACACUUCUGGCUUAUCUGCUGGACAUACUGACAUUAUACAAUUGUAUGUAUGCUUAGGAUUACUUUAAUUAUCAUUGUUAAAUGUUACUUUACACUCUUAAAAAUUAAGGAUCCUAAAAGAGGUUUUCUGAUGAAAUAGAAGCAUUCUGGGUUCACCAAAGAACCUUCCAGUGAACAGUUUAAUAAAAGAACCUUUUUCUUGGUGUAAAUAACAUGGAAAGACCCUUUUAUACCAUGUUAAAGUUCCAUGGAUGUUAAAGAUUCUUCACAGAACCAAAGAUUCCAAAAAAGAAUCUUCAUUUGUAAGAGUGUAAUCUACUUUGGAAGCCGCAAAGAAUAAAUGAAAUGUAGAUUUGCAGUUUUUUUUUUUUUUUUUUACAUAAGUGUCACAAAAUGUAAUUCAAUUCUUGUAAGUCUUCUCUUAACUUCCAGGGCACUGUAGGAUAUUAUAUCACCCAAUAUUUUGCAUUAAAAUAUUGCUCUUAUGUGAUUUUGAGUCACAUUAAAGAAAAUGUCAAAGUACAUUAAUUAUUGUCCCACAUAAACAAAGUAUAUUUGUAUGAAAAAUCCUAAUUUCGAAUGUGUUUAUGUAAAGAAAAAGCAACCUAAUAUAUGGUCACACUUGAAGCACCAAUUCUCUCUAUUAACUGGUCUUUGCCUCAGUAAACUUUAAUAGAAAUGAUUUUUGCUUAUUAAUAGUAAGGUAGUUAUUAAGUUUAGGAUUGGGUGAGGGACCUAAAAUAUGGUCAUGUGUUAAUAAGCACUAGUAAACAACCCACAUGCUGGUAAUAUGCAUAGCUAAGAGUGAAAACUGGUCCUUAAAAUAAAGUGUUACCCAUUUCCCAUAUACAUAUUACUGUGUUAGUGUUUUAGUGAAAAUUUGGAGAUGGAGAUCAGCUCAGCCUUAAAUCCACAGGAUUGCUAAUGCUUUUUAAAUUGAGCUGCUGAAAAGAGGCUUUUAAGCGUUCAUGCUCAUAAUCAGUGGAAAUGUCGGCUGACCUGUGCAGCUCUUUUCAUGCCGGU